AUGCUCUCCAGAUCGCUGCUCCGGAACCCUUCAAGGGCCUUGAAUGCCCUGUCAAGAGCCAGCACCCUCUCUACGAGGAAUCAGGCUCGUCUCCUCUCGACUUCAUCAGCCCGAUAUGCGGACGAGAAGCUCAACAAGGUCUCCGCGACCAUCACACAGCCCAAGUCCCAGGGCGCUUCCCAGGCUAUGCUGUACGCCACUGGCCUCACAGACGCCGAUUUGAGCAAGGCGCAGGUUGGAAUUUCCUCCGUCUGGUACGAGGGAAACCCCUGCAACAUGCACCUGAUGGACCUCGCUGGUCUUGUCAAGGAGUCCGUGGCCAAAGCCGGCCUUGUCCCCUACAGAUUCAACACGAUUGGUGUUAGUGAUGGUAUCUCCAUGGGCACCACUGGCAUGCGAUACUCGCUGCAGAGCAGAGAAAUCAUUGCCGACAGUGUCGAGACUGUCAUGAAUGGACAGUGGUACGACGCAAACGUCAGCUUGCCAGGAUGUGACAAGAAUAUGCCUGGAGUUGUCAUUGCCAUGGGUCGUGUCAACCGGCCCAGCAUCAUGGUCUACGGUGGUACUAUCCAACCCGGCUGCACCAAGACUGGCGAAUCUAUCGAUAUCGUUUCUGCUUUCCAAGCCUAUGGCCAGUACAUAUCUGGAGAGAUCACCGAGGACCAGCGAUACGACAUCAUUCGCCAUGCCUGCCCCGGCAGCGGUGCCUGUGGUGGCAUGUACACUGCCAACACCAUGGCAACAGCUAUUGAAACCAUGGGUCUGACUCUGCCAGGCAGCAGCAGCAGUCCUGCUGAGAGCGCUUUGAAGAAGGCUGAGUGCCAAAGCGUUGGCGAUGCUAUCCGGACCCUUUUGAAGGAAGAUAUCCGACCACGCGAUAUUCUUACGCGACAGGCCUUUGAAAAUGCCAUGAUUGUCACCACUAUUCUUGGUGGAAGCACCAACGCCGUUCUCCACUUGAUCGCAAUUGCUGAUGCUGUCGGCGUCAAGUUGACCAUUGAUGACUUCCAGGCUGUCUCUGACCGUAUGCCCUUCCUUGCCGAUCUCAAGCCCUCUGGCAAGUAUGUCAUGGCCGAUAUGCACAAGAUUGGCGGUACCCCUGGUCUUCUCAAGUACCUCAUCAAGGAGGGCCUCAUUGACGGCUCUGGUGUCACCGUGACUGGAAAGACCAUGAAGCAGAACGUCGAGAGCGCCCCCGAUUUCCCUGCCGACCAGGACAUUAUUCGACCCCUCACCAACCCCAUCAAGCCCACUGGCCACAUCCAGAUUCUGCGUGGCUCUUUAGCCCCUGGCGGCUGUGUCGGAAAGAUUACUGGCAAGGAAGGCCUUCAGUUCGUCGGCAAGGCUCGCGCCUACGAUUCUGAACCCGACUUUAUUGCCAGCCUGGAGCGUGGCGAGAUCAAGAAGGGCGAGAAGACUGUCGUCAUCAUCCGCUACGACGGCCCCAAGGGUGGCCCUGGCAUGCCCGAGAUGUUGAAGCCCUCUUCAGCCAUCAUGGGCGCUGGCCUGGGCAAGGAUGUCGCUUUGUUGACUGACGGACGUUUCUCUGGUGGCUCUCACGGCUUCAUUAUCGGACACAUUGUUCCUGAGGCUUUCGAGGGCGGUCCUAUUGCUCUUGUCAAGGACGGUGACACAAUCACUAUUGACGCCGAGAAGCGCAUCAUUGACUUGGAGAUUUCCGAGGCCGAAAUGGAGAAACGAAGAAAGGAGUGGAAGCGCCCUGAGCCGAGAUAUACCAAGGGCACGUUGGCCAAGUAUGCUAAGAUGGUUAGCGAUGCUAGCACAGGAUGUGUUACAGAUGGUCCGAUUGCGUAA
Molecule: messenger RNA, 1815 nt
Organism: Trichoderma gamsii
Lineage: Eukaryota; Fungi; Ascomycota; Sordariomycetes; Hypocreales; Hypocreaceae
Product: dihydroxy-acid dehydratase
Exons: 2
Coding region: 1-1815 (604 amino acids)
Biological process (GO): branched-chain amino acid biosynthetic process
Cellular component (GO): mitochondrion
Molecular function (GO): dihydroxy-acid dehydratase activity
Source: RefSeq, a predicted model, not a curated record